GCUACCUCCAUUCAGUUGUAGAAAAUAAGUAGAGCCUGUGAUGGCAUCCCUAAAACCAGUAUCACCAACGCGCAUCGUUGAGCUCGCGUCAACAAUCCACAAUACGGUUGCGAAGUUUGACGAAAUUCUCAGAUCGAAGGGUCAUCCAACGCCCUCAUUUGACGUAGAUGCCCCGACGAUGUUCUCGACAUGCAGAAUGUGAUACUCGACGCUACUUCAGAGCUUCACGAUCUUCUUCUAUCUCCCAUGGCACUGUUGAUCCAAGAAGUAACAUUAAACAAGCUACUACCCUUCCAAGUCAUAAGCCAUCUAGGUAUUGCGGAUAUGGUUCCUAUUGGGGGCCAAAUAUCAUUCCAAGAAAUCGCGGCAAAGACAGGUUUGAGCGAAGUGAACGUCCGCAGGAUUCUCCGCUACGCGAUGGCUAUGCGAACAUUCUGCGAGCCCGAGCCAGAGAUGGUCGCUCACACCAACAUAUCCAAAGCCAUCACGGAUCCAAACGUUAGAGACUUUCUCGUGAUGUCUGCUCGCGAAGUCUGGCCUGCAUCUGUUAAAACAUUCGACGCGAUGCAGAAAUGGCCAAAGUCCGAGGAGCUCAACGAAACAGCUUUCUCGCUAGCCCACAACACACCCCUAUCUCUUUACGAGUUUUUCCACGCAUCUCCAGAUCGCGCUCUCCGAUUCUCAGGGGCCAUGAAAGCCCUCACGGCACAUCCUGAAUACGAUAUCCGGCACGGGAUCGACAACUACGCUUGGUCUUCUCUCGGGAAAGCAAAAGUCGUAGACAUAGGCGGCAAUCGCGGAAACGUAGCGAUCUAUCUAGCCAGACGCUUUCCAGAACUAGAAAUUGUCGUACAAGAUAAGCAGGAAGUCAUUCAGGGCGCCGCAGACGAUGUGCCCGCGGACCUGAAAGGACGCGUUACUUUCGCGGCGCACGAUAUGUUCGCUCCGCAGACUGUGCAGGCUGAUGUAUAUCAUAUCCGAUGGGUUAUGCGCAAUUGGUCUGAUAAAUACUGCAUCAUUAUUCUCCGCGCCUUAAUCCCCGCACUAAAACCCAACGCAAGAAUCGUAAUCCAAGAGACAUGUAUGCCAGAACCCGGCGCAGUUCCUCUUUGGAAAGAGAAAGAAAUCCGCCAUGCCGAUUUGAUCAUGACAAGCCUAUUUAACGGUCGAGACCGGUCCGUCGAGGACUGGCGAGCAUUCUUUUCCAAAGCAGACAACCGAUUCAUUUUGAAGUCGGCAAUUCAGAUGAAAAACUCGGCUCUUACAAUCCUAGAUCUACGAUGGGAUAUAGAGGCUUAGGAUGAGAGGGAUAUCUGCUGCAUUUCGUAAUCAGCUAAAACUGUUUUAUCAUAACUUACUUAACUUUGAUGACCGCUGUAGUUCUCCAGAGGAAUAAGUCACUGCUUCUUAAAACUGUCUUACCAAUUGGAUUCCUGUCUAUGAUGACUUAUCAAUGAUCUAAAUUAAGAUAAUUUCUCAACAUACGAAGGACAUUAAAAGGGUCAUCACAUUCAUCUAUCUAAUUCUGUGAGAAAAAAAAAACAAAAAGAAAACGCAGCAUAGCA
Messenger RNA from Xylaria bambusicola, 1565 nucleotides. RefSeq names its product O-methyltransferase-domain-containing protein. The record is from RefSeq and is a predicted model, not a curated record. The transcript has 6 exons. Gene Ontology annotation, molecular function: O-methyltransferase activity. Bases 190 to 1299 code for a protein of 369 amino acids. Lineage: Eukaryota; Fungi; Ascomycota; Sordariomycetes; Xylariales; Xylariaceae.